Messenger RNA from Saccharomycopsis crataegensis, 723 nucleotides. RefSeq names its product proteasome core particle subunit beta 6 (gene PRE7). Gene Ontology annotation, cellular component: proteasome core complex. The transcript is spliced from 2 exons. The coding region runs from base 1 to 723 and encodes 240 amino acids. NCBI's taxonomy places the organism in Eukaryota, Fungi, Ascomycota, Saccharomycetes, Ascoideales, Saccharomycopsidaceae. The record is from RefSeq and is a predicted model, not a curated record.
AUGAGCAACACUAUUGCCUCUGAAUAUGGCCAUACAGAUACUUCUGUGCCAAUUGAACACAGGUUCAAUCCUUAUUCCGAUAAUGGUGGUACUAUUUUAGGUAUAGCUGGUGAAGACUUUGCGGUAUUGGCCGGUGACACAAGACAUACCAGUGGAUACUCCAUUAAUUCAAGAUUCCAGCCAAAAAUUAUGGAUUUGGGUGAUGAUUUGGUGAUGUCUGCCAAUGGGUUUUCCGCCGAUGGUGAUGCUUUAAUUAGAUCUUUCCAACAACAAUUGACCUGGUAUCAUUUUAAUAAUCAAAAUAAGAAACUUCGCCCAUCGAGUGCUGCCAGAUUAAUCCAGCACUUAUUGUAUGGCCACAGAUUCUUCCCAUAUUAUGUCCACACCAUCAUUGCCGGAUUAGACGAAGAAGGAAAGGGAGCAAUUUAUUCCUUUGAUCCUGUUGGAUCAUACGAAAGAGAACAGUGUAGAGCCGGUGGGGCUGCUGCCAGUUUGAUCAUGCCGUUCUUGGAUAACCAAGUGAAUUUCAAGAAUCAGUACGAUCCGGCUACUGGACAGGCCAGAUUGAAAACUUAUUUGAAAUUAGAUGAGGUUUUGAAUUUGGUUAGAGAUGCUUUUACUAGUGCCACUGAAAGACAUAUUGAAGUUGGUGAUUGUCUUCAAAUUAAAAUUAUUACUAAGGAAGGGGUUAGAGAGGAAUUUUAUCCAUUGAAGAGAGAUUGA